UAUGGGUGCGGCUGAAAUGGACGAGGAGCUGGCGGCCACGGUUGAGGACUCUCAUGGAACCAAUGGCAGCGUGAUAAUGAAGGUCGACCUUGUCAAAAACAAGGUGUUCCUGGACGGGUACUAUAAGGGCCUCUCACUGGAUGGAGUGAAAGGCAAAGUACCAGCAGGGCAGCCCAGAUUAAUUCUCUACUAUUAUCAAUGCAAAUAUGUCUGUCCGUGUUUACUGUUUGUGGAGCCACCUGGGUACGACUUGAGAGAACGGAUGUCUUAUACAGCCUGCAUAGAACCACUGGCCGAAGCUGUAGGGUCCCAAAAGACCUUCAUGUUUGAAAAAGUGGAAGACAUUACGGAGGAACAGUUUGCAAAGGCUUUCGCUGAAUAAUUAAUCGCAGUUCAUUAUUUCUGUCCAUUUGACUGCCAUUGAUUGGAUGGAUCCCAGAUUAAAGAUGUCUG
Molecule: messenger RNA, 453 nt
Organism: Nerophis lumbriciformis (worm pipefish)
Lineage: Eukaryota; Metazoa; Chordata; Actinopteri; Syngnathiformes; Syngnathidae
Product: glia maturation factor-like
Biological process (GO): actin filament debranching; negative regulation of Arp2/3 complex-mediated actin nucleation
Cellular component (GO): cortical actin cytoskeleton
Molecular function (GO): actin binding; Arp2/3 complex binding
Source: RefSeq, a predicted model, not a curated record